This is a messenger RNA of Magnolia sinica, 2512 nucleotides long. RefSeq lists its product as uncharacterized. Gene Ontology annotation, molecular function: nuclease activity. The coding region runs from base 57 to 1664 and encodes 535 amino acids. The record is from RefSeq and is a predicted model, not a curated record. The transcript is spliced from 10 exons. NCBI's taxonomy places the organism in Eukaryota, Viridiplantae, Streptophyta, Magnoliopsida, Magnoliales, Magnoliaceae.
CAUAAAAUCCUCUCCAUUUCUAAAUCCAUGGAGUCGACGGACACAGCUCCUGAAAAAUGGCUUCCGCCCUCCAUCUGAACUGCUACUCCAUCUCCGCCGCUCGCACUUCUUUCAUUCCCACAACGUAUAAUACAAUCAGGAGUAUAUCCAUAUAUGCGCCUCACAGAAGAAUCAGAACGAGAACAUCGCAUUCCCAUACGAAUCGUCAGCCGCUGAUUCUCGCAUACAAGAAUCAAAUUGAGAAAUCCAUCCCGUGGUCUAUAGGUUUGGGGUCCACUCCAGAUCUCUGUUUCAGGUGGCUGAAAUACUUUAAUUUCUCCGGUAGAUUGGCUUAUGGAUUCGUCGGUAUUUUCUUUUUGUCCCUGAACUUUGUUGCAGAGGCACAUGACAAUGCAGCUCUUUCGUUGAGAUAUGCAUGUGAAGAUGUUUCUCAUUACUAUUCCCAUGUGGAACGGAUGGAAGGAGCUGCAUUGAUGAAAGAACUGAACUCCAUCGUCUCUCAUCACCAGUCCUUGCCUUACAAAGAGGUAUGGAAUGCUCUCAAGAUUCUUGAUGCAGCUGAUGUUGAUGACCCGGAAGCCUCUUCAGAUGUUGUAGAAAUCUACUCCUUGAGAGCUGUCUCCAAAUCAUUAGCGGGAAAACCAGAAGGAUGGAACAGGGAACAUUUAUGGCCUCGUUCAUAUGGACUAACAGACGGUCCGUCCUUGACUGAUUUACACAAUAUUCGCCCUGCAGAUGUGAAUGUGAAUUCGUCAAGGGGAAACAAGUACUAUGGAGAAUGCGCUUCCUACUCAAAGGACUGCUUGAAGCCUGCAAGCAAUGAAGCUGCUUCAGACACAGAAACUGACAAGAAGAGAUGGGCCCCACCCUUACAGGUUAGGGGGGAUAUUGCAAGGUCACUAAUGUACAUGUCAGUGCGCUAUGGGUUCUCUCAGCCUAGCGGAAGCCCCAACCUGCAACUUUCUGAUUCCCCAAGCAUUGAAAGAAGAGAAAUGGGCCUUCUUUCUGCAUUGUUGAGAUGGAAUGAACUCGACCCACCAUCAAGAGCAGAGCAGUUGAGAAAUGACAGAAUAUGCAGGCUAUAUCAGCACAACAGGAACCCUUUUGUUGAUCAUCCCGAAUUUGCCAAUCUCAUAUGGAAACAUGCCAUUCCGAGCAGCCUGAAUGUGUACAAUUCCUCAAAUGCAUGGAUAAAUGAGUUCCAUUACAACAACAAAGGGAAAGACUACAACGAGUUUGUCGAAAUCCUAGUCGGACCGUCCACGAGUGCAGCUGCACUGGAGCUUGUACUAUACAAUGGAGCCAAUGGGAAGAUGUACAAGUCAUUACCAUUAGCAGAUGAAAGAGCUUUCACUGCCGCAACAGUCGGCAACUCCGGAUUCUUGAUUUACACAGCGUUCGUCCCACUUCAGAACGGUCCUGGUGAUGGUAUAGCAUUAAUUUCAGGCACGGAGGAUGGCAGUGAUCGUGAAGUAGUCCAGUUUCUUUCUUACGAUGGUGUGGUGAAAGCGAUCGAUGGCCCUGCCAAAGGUACGGUAUCGGUUGAUAUCAAGGUGCAUGAAACAGCAGGUUCCUCACAGUGUGAUUCUGUCGGAUUGACGGGAAGGAUUGGCAAAUUCAAGUGGGGAACAUUCAUUGAUGGAGCAUCGCCGGAUAUGAUCUAGUGGGCUAAGUGUAUGAGAGUCUUCCGUGCACACCAAUCUGGACCGUCCAUCAGUUCAAGUCCACUCUUCAUAGGCUGCCUUGAAAAAAUGACACCAAUUGGAUAAUCCAAACCAUCUUUUCACUGGCAUAAAAUAUGGAUGGAUGGACAAGAUCAUUUGUAGAAAAUAGGCCCAAGAAGUUUUGGUAAGCGUUGAAUCCCCUACUGUUUCCUGUGGUGUGGUCUACUUAGGCUCUAGAUCUGCCUCAUUUUGGGCUCAUGCAUUAAAAUGAGCUAGCAAAAGAUGGACGGCUUUGGUAAAGGAAGCGGAUUAGCUGUUACCUGAGUGUGGGGCCCACCUUGAUGAAUGUGUUUCAUGUCCAUGCGGCCCAUUCGUUUUUUCAGCUCAUUCGAGGAGUUAUCCCAAAGCUUUAAUUCAAGUAUUGAGAGAGACUGUAACUUGUACUGUACUUGAUCACUUAAAUAUAUUUACUCGAAGGCAUUAACACGCCGUUGUUAGUAAUGGAUUAUAGGUUUCAUCAAAUUUCAUUUACAUAUAUCACAUAUCAUACAUCAAAAUCCAAUAUAUAUUUAAUUUAACUACCUUAAAUUUAAUUAAAGACAUUUCCAUUCAAAGUCUUAAUCAAAUUAUAAAUGUCAAAUAAUUAAUUCAACUACUGGUAAAAUCAUGUCCAACAUAUUCCAAAGACUAAAAAAUAUUCUAAGAACAUUAAAUGCAAACUAUAAGAAUAAUCAUUACUGGUCCAAAGUAGUAAUGUCUGCUGAUAAGCAGGGCCACAUGUCUCGUGGGUCCUUUUCUGGCUUAGCCAUGUCUUCAUAUUCUUAAACAACUGGCUCACCUUCAAUUAU